AAUCUCCACUCCACCCUCCGCUUCCUCUGACCCCGUCCUGCCGUCCCCCAGCCCUCCCCCACCCGGGGGGUGGUGUGCGCAGUUUCCCCGAAUGCCCUCCCCGCCCCGCCCCUGUUUUUAAACCUGGCGCGGAGCAAGAGGCUAGGUGAGCACGCUCAGCCGGCGGGACUAGACGCCGUCGGGCUGCGGGACUCGCGUGCCGCCCGCACCAUGAGACCUGAGGCGGCGGCCGGAGCCCGGGAGGCGCUGGGAAGCUUCUGCCACUGUCCCGGGGGUGAUCCCAGGAGGCCGCCGCUGCCGCACGGGCCCGAAAGUUCUGUUCCAGCUCUGUGGAGACCGUGGGUGCUGCCUCCUGGAGAUGCGGAGCUGACCAGAACUGGAAGCCGGUGUGAGCCUCGGGGGAGUCAGCAAACUUCAGGAUCAAAGGGAGCCUUUGGGUUCCAGCACCCAGUCAGGCUUUACUUACCCCUUUCAAAGCGACAAGAGUACCUGCAGAGCUCUGGGGAAAAAGUGCUGGCCAGCUUCCCAGUGCAAGCCACCAUCCAUUUCUACAACGAUGAAUCCGAGUCAGACUCCGAGGAGGAGCAAGAAGAGGAGGCACAGCCCAAGCGUCUGCAGAGCCAGGAGGCACAGGACAGGGCAGUGGCCCAGGAGGAAAGGGCAGAGGAGGGCUGGCAAGCCUAUAGGAAGGAAGGAGGGAUGGUGUCUGGGAUAAGGGUCAGCUGCUUGCAGGGGGCAAUGAGUGCUCCAGCAAGUGAAGUGAGUCUGGGGGCAGCCUUGCCAGGACCCAGGUCGAGUGUGUGCAUGUAUGUGAUUCUGUGUGUGUGUGUCUGCCUGUGUGAUCUGUACCUUUGGGUGUGUGUCAACACAGGUUGUUGUCAGGAAGAAGACUUCCUGAGCUCAUCCAGCUCUCACUCUGAAAGCUGCUCCCUCUAAGAUCACCACCCCUCCCUUGCCCAGAGACCCACUAUCCAGUCAUUCUUGCUUUCACAAGUCAUUUAGAUAUUAACUCCCAUUUUAAGGGUUUAUUUGGUUGCUCAAUAUCUGACUGAAAAAAAUGUUCUUUUACUUGUGUAAAAACAAACAAAAAAAUGAAAUACUGAAUAAUUUCCACCGGAAUAAGAAGGAAGAAAAUAUGGUCAUUUUAGUGGAUAAAAUAGGUGUUUCUGAGAGCUGAAUAAGAGCCGUGUGUAUAAGUUGUAAAGGGUUCAUUUUCUCUUACUUGGUGGCCAGCAUGGUCUCAUUAUUUGCGUGGAAUGGCACUAUUUUUCAUUAAAGUAUCUUAUGUAAAAUUACUUUGAAUGUUAUCAUUUUGAUAGCCCAAGGGCUGUGCUUCUCAAGCCCCCCGCCCCCCUGGAAUUAUCUUACCUGAUGCUGUCUUCCUGUAUAUACCACUUUGUAUGAAUUUUUACUUGGAAUAAAUAUUUUUGAAA
Messenger RNA from Myodes glareolus (Bank vole), 1433 nucleotides. RefSeq names its product ripply transcriptional repressor 3 (gene Ripply3). Gene Ontology annotation, biological process: negative regulation of transcription by RNA polymerase II; embryonic pattern specification. Gene Ontology annotation, cellular component: nucleus. NCBI's taxonomy places the organism in Eukaryota, Metazoa, Chordata, Mammalia, Rodentia, Cricetidae. The record is from RefSeq and is a predicted model, not a curated record.